Molecule: messenger RNA, 1268 nt
Organism: Sebastes umbrosus (honeycomb rockfish)
Lineage: Eukaryota; Metazoa; Chordata; Actinopteri; Perciformes; Sebastidae
Gene: atp23
Product: ATP23 metallopeptidase and ATP synthase assembly factor homolog
Exons: 6
Coding region: 33-734 (233 amino acids)
Biological process (GO): mitochondrial proton-transporting ATP synthase complex assembly; mitochondrial protein processing
Cellular component (GO): extrinsic component of mitochondrial inner membrane
Molecular function (GO): metalloendopeptidase activity
Source: RefSeq, a predicted model, not a curated record
GCUGUUAGCAUCUCCAGAGAGCAGACAGCAGAAUGGAUCAGUCUAAACAAGAGGAGGAAUAUGGAUACGACUUAUUCCCGGAGAGGAACACGAGGAACUACAAGGGAGGAUCCAUCGCAGAGAGUCUGUUCACUUUCAACCACAAGUGUCAGGUCAUGCUGCAGCUGGCCAUGGAGACCAGUCCUUAUGCCAAACUCCUCCUCAGUGCCAUGAAGAGUUCAGGAUGCAAAGUGUUUAAAGACAGACACUUCUCCUGUGAGGAUUGUGACGGGACGGUCAGCGGUGGCUUUGACGCAGCUUCUUCUCAAAUCGUCUUGUGUCAGAACAACAUCCACCAGCAGUCCCACAUGAACCGAGUGGUCACACACGAGCUCAUCCAUGCCUUUGACCACUGUCGGGCCCACGUGGACUGGUUCAACAACUUCAGACAUCUGGCCUGUUCUGAGAUUCGGGCCGCUAACCUCAGUGAAGACUGCUCCUUUAGCAAUGAAGUCUCCAGAUUCAACUUCGGCUUGAAGCAGCACCAUCAGGAGUGCGUCAGAGGCCGCGCCCUUCGCUCCAUCCUGGCUGUGAGGAAAAUAAGCCGAGAGGAGGCGGUGAAAAUAGUGGACGAGGUCUUCAACACGUGCUUCAACGACCACGCGCCGUUCGGACGAAUCCCGCACGACAAGAAGGACGCUAAAUUUGCCAACAGAGAUUAUGAGAACAGAGAUCGAUAUUACGCUAACCUUUAACGUCGUCACAUUCUCAUUUAACUCGCUAAGGGUGCUGUGACUGGCGGUGGUGCUGACGAGAGCUCUGCAGCGUCAAGGCACCCGGUCAGCAGAAAAGCCUCAACGGAAUGACAAGUGUGUCGAAAACGAUCAAAUCCCUUCAGAGGGGAUUUUCAGAGAGUGAUUUGUCCUUGGAACAGGAAAGCAAAGGAAGGAGCGACAGUACAUUUCAUGUUCUACCUUCAUUUUUUUAUACUAAUUCUGUAUAAAGGGAUCGUGAGGAGUGAUUUUUGCCGUGGAAGUAAAUUAUUAGACGAGGCCCAGGUGAUUUAUUUCUUUGUUUUUAUUCAAUCAAUCGGUGCUUUUAAGGAAAUGCAGGAUUUAAUUUUUUGUCCAUCGAUGUUUGCCGUUGAAAGUUUGAAGACAAAUAAUGUAUUUCUGUUUGCUUUUCAUCUUGUUGCCACAUUGACCUCCACUCAUUUCUUGUAAAUAGAGCUGAUUGUGCUUAAAUUAAACCGGAUUGUGUUUGAAUUAAAGUUCGAUUCGUCUGAGAAA